CCGCCUACCAAAAAUGGAGGCAUUCUACACAUGUUGUCAACGCAACGGCAACAACGCCAGUAAAUAAAUACAUAUUUAGGUCAAAUAUCGCUUGCUUUUGGUUAAUUUUCUAAAGCCUAAGCUCCGUUGUUUCAGUCAACUAGCUAUUGUUGUUGUACAGUUUCCGGGAGUCACAAAUAUCGACCUGAAGUUCUGCCCAUCCAGCUACAAAAAGACUUCCGCAGGGAACACGUUUUCUGGGGAAAUGAGUGGAACUGAGACUGUGACUGAAGAAUGUGAGUGGACCAAGGCAAACCUCCAGAAGCUUCUCGCUGCAAUGAAAACCAGCAUCCCGGAGCAUGACCUAAUGAGCGCAUAUACCAAAGGACUGAAGAGUGUGGACUGGAAUGUGGUGGCCUUCCCCCCUUUCUCUCCUGAAGCAUGCCAAGAAAAGUGGAGAGAGAUUUUGCAGAAGAUGCGAAAGAUUCGGACCCUCACAGAGCUCAUCGUUGAAGCUGAAGAUGUCAUUUCCAAUCCGGUCAAGAACAUGAAGAUGCAUCCAGAGCUCCCGAAGAGACCCAGCCCUCCAAAUGCCAUGUUUUAUGAGGAGAACUGGGCCAAGUUUCACAAGAAGCACCCAAAUAUGAGCCGCAGAAAGGGGUUCAGGUGCCUAAUCAAGAAAUACAAGGCACUCUCAGAUGAAGAGAAGGCUCAAUAUGUGGAAAGAUCUAAGCUUGCAAUGGAGGGAUACAGGAAAAAGAUGCGGCAGUUCAGGAAACAAUACAAAUUACCUCCCAGCCGGGAGCCCAAAGCAUGCCGAAAGAGGAAGAAACUCUCUGCAGACACUCCCAAUCAGGGUGAAGAGAAAACUAAAGUUGCAAAGGACCUGCCUCCCAAGCCUCCGUGCAAUGGUUAUAAUCUAUUCUGCAAAGAGCAACGUGCGUCCAUGACGGGUUUCUCUGGAAAUACCUACGUGAGUGUCUGGGCCCAGCGUUGGCGAGAUUUGUCUCCGAGACAGAGGGACGAGUACAGCACUCGCUGCAGAGAGUUGAAGAGACAGUACUCGGUCAUGCUGAAUAAAUAUCUAAUGAUUUUUGAUAAGGAGGAGCAGCAGCGGAUAUUAAAUAAGAAUGGCAUCAAAAGACCUUGUGAGCAUAAGAGCAUUGUAAGAAAAGUUGUAGGGAAACUUCCUGGGGAGCCCAAGAUGCCAUCUCGAUCUGGAAAUGUCAUUUUCUGCAAAAAUCAGAUGGAAGUUAUGAAGGAAAAACUCCCAAACUCAAAUGAGCGCUUCACCAAGGUCAACCAAAUGUGGCAUGCCCUCUCCGAUAGGGAGAAGCAGCGCUACAAAGAGGAAGUAUGUAAAAACAUAAAUAAAUACGCGGGGGAGCUGCAGAAGUGGUUUAAGACAUUGCCAGCAGCAGAGCAGGAAGCUUAUCGAAUACGUAACCCCAGUAAAUUGCAAUUCCUUAAUGUUGACCAAAUGAAAGAUGACAGAGAAGAACCAUCUGGAGCGGAGUACAGACCAUCAGAUUCAGAAGACGAAGACAUUGAAGACAGCAGCAGUGACGAAGAAGAAGAGGACAAUUCGGACUGUUAUCAGGUCGAGGAGGAAGACGACGACGACGUUAUCAUGUUCAAGGUGUUUUAAAUGGAGGAGAUGGACAGCAGAAGCAGCACACAAGUUCAGAGCUGGAAUCUUCAACUUGGUCUGUAAAAAGCAGCACAUUUGAGAUGAUGGGCAGUCUCUCCAGUGUCCUUAAUGCCACAUUGUAUCCUGGCUAUUUGGCUGAAAGGUUGCCAUCACCACUUCUAUUUAUUGUGCCACAACCAAGGUUGGAUUACAAAGUGCCCGAGGACCCCAGACCAUCAGGGGCCACACAAACCCCGGGUUUACAUACUAUGUGGCGAUUAGCUGGUUGUAAUGUGAAAAAUUGUAAGACUGUUUGGGAAUAUGCACGACUAAAGUACAAUAUCAACUGGUAUGAUUAGGGCCUUGAAGUAUUACAUUUAGAAAAAACAAACACCCUUAUAUAUUAUAUAAGGAUUUAACAGUCAAGUGAAUU
Etheostoma spectabile (orangethroat darter) is the source of this 2042-nucleotide messenger RNA. RefSeq names its product upstream-binding factor 1-like protein 1. Lineage: Eukaryota; Metazoa; Chordata; Actinopteri; Perciformes; Percidae. The transcript is spliced from 16 exons. The coding region runs from base 245 to 1627 and encodes 460 amino acids. The record is from RefSeq and is a predicted model, not a curated record.